GUGCACAUAGUGGAGGAAUAUUAAACUCUAUAUUACUUUCAAUAAAACAAUUCUGUGAUAUGGAUCUCGAUGAUGAAAUUAUCGACAUUGAAAAGAAUGACGACCUUACCAUUCUGGACAAAAGCAUUGCUAAUUUUAAUUAUUCGAAUAACACUAACAUUGAAAAUGAAAAUGAAAAUAGUGAUAUUAAUUUGCUUCUUACUUCAACGAAAUCAUAUGGAACCAUGCGUGAUUAA
Molecule: messenger RNA, 236 nt
Organism: Racocetra fulgida
Lineage: Eukaryota; Fungi; Glomeromycota; Glomeromycetes; Diversisporales; Gigasporaceae
Source: the annotation of a GenBank genome assembly